This is a messenger RNA of Hyaloscypha bicolor E, 5910 nucleotides long. Its product is annotated as vacuolar membrane-associated protein-like protein IML1. The record is from RefSeq and is a predicted model, not a curated record. Gene Ontology annotation, molecular function: GTPase activator activity. The transcript has 2 exons. The coding region runs from base 50 to 5794 and encodes 1914 amino acids. Gene Ontology annotation, biological process: negative regulation of TORC1 signaling; positive regulation of autophagy; intracellular signal transduction. Gene Ontology annotation, cellular component: GATOR1 complex. NCBI's taxonomy places the organism in Eukaryota, Fungi, Ascomycota, Leotiomycetes, Helotiales, Hyaloscyphaceae.
UCGUCAUGACUUGAUAUAUCUUCGACCGCCCACCGGGGUCCUUGGUUCAAUGGCUGCUGUCCCGCCAUUGACCCCACGCCGUGGGAACCAGCCUUCGCACCUGCGCCAAGUCAGCAAUGGCAGCUCCGACUUCAAGCCCAAGAGUCGUCCUCUGACCGCGGCAUCAGAAUCCGGGACUGUUCAGCACGAUCCAGUUCCUAUAAAGCCGCCGGUAGAGAGGGUCUGUGUUUUAUGGAAUCAUGAUGAAGGGUUCUCUAAAGAAGAGGUUGUCAUAAACCUUGACUUGUUUCCUGUCGUUAAGGCUGGAGAGCUCCUGGCUAUCGUGGCUUUGAAGACGGAAUCUGUCACCAGGGAUUUUCAGGAGAAGGCUCAGGCGCCCAAGAAGGAGGUGGAUGCUCUGGCGACUGCUAUGCAACGUGAACGAAGCAGUUCCAAUCCACGCAGCCCUGGACCCGUCAAUGACAGCCAUUCGAAGCAUGAUGUUGAUCUUGGAAAGCGGUACCUAUUCAUUGCUAAGGACAUGUCGAAAGAGAUGAAGGCAAGACAGCCAAUACUUGAAGUCUCUGUGGCAAAGCACAUUGCCGACUUAUUCUGCCUCAAGCAUCGCUCUAAUGUGCUUAUCACCACGAUUGACCCCGAGACCAAUUCUGCCUCUCACGUCGAGAUGUCCUUCAAAGAUGAAUAUCUUGCGAGAUCAGAUAUGUGGAGAUUGGCCGUUGGGGACCUGGGCAAUAAAACAGUUUUCAAAGGCCAAAAGAUCCUCUUCAUGGGAACGAUCAAGGCUCAAGUGACAGCUGUCUACGUCAACGGCCGCAAGGUGCAAUCUGCCUUCUUCUCAACAAACACAAAACCGAUCUUUCGGAGCGAGUCUGCUCGAUACAUUCUCUUCAUUCAGAUGUCAAGGGAGAUGUGGGACUUUGACUCUGAGGGGUCUGGCGAGAUUAUGUUUAAUAAGGUCGUCAAUGGCUUCCUGCCAGCGCUUUUUAAAAAAUGGGCGUCCCUCAAGGCGAAACAUCUCGUUAGUAUUGUACUUUUCACAAGAGUAGAAUAUGACACGGGACUCGCGUCGGAACUGGCAACCAGUACUCAUGAUAGCUCAUAUCAUACGGGAAUUCAAGCAGACGGCAAUAAGAAACCGUACAAGGAUUUCUACCGAGUGGUAGUUAGUGAAAUGGCCAGCGGAUCCUGGACCACGAUCCUCUAUCAGCUCAAGCGCGAAUUCAAAUUCUUCCGCAAAGAUAUAUCCCUCCAUCGCAUUGACACUAUCGGUGCUACAUCUCAAGCGCCUCCGCAGAACAACAUGAGAGGCGCUCUCGGGACCAGGAUCGAAGCUGAACCAUCUCUUGCCAUGUAUGGUAAUGUGCUUGAGGCAAUUAACCUUGCAUCUUCUCAGUUCGCGCACGACUAUAUUGACCGAGAUCUCAUGAGGACGGGCAUAUCGAUCGUGGUUAUCACUCCCAGUCCUGGCCUUUUCGAGGUCGAUUAUGAGACUUUGAGAAUGACGACGGAAAUUCUCAUUGGCAAUGGAAUUGGCAUUGAUCUUGUCUGCUUGCCAAAGAUGCCGCUCCAUUCAGUACCACUCUUCCGCUAUCGAAAUCCUCAAUUUGCUGCUUUCCAUGAAGCCGUCAAUUACAAGUCACUUCGUAGCGAAGAUAAUACGCCCCGGCAGAAUGCACCUAUCUUUGGCAGCAGCUUCUCGUCCCUGAACGAUUCGCUAUCACCAACGAAGGCUUCACAACCGGAACGGUCCCUUCGCUCUGGAUCCUUUGCAGCGACCACUCCACCCAGUGAAUGGUCAUACGCCAUUCCUCACUGGAUUGAUGUGUCUUUCUGGACUGGAGCCUCGCAAGAACUCCGUCUGGCGAACCCUUCCACAAAGAUCUCUGACAAGCCUUUCCGACGAAUGGCUGCCAAACGAGCACCUGAUUUUCCAGUUCGAUGUAAGAUGUAUGAGAUGGAGAUGGCAAGCGUUAUUGACAAUGUCAUGACUGAGAUUGCUGUGACCCCUUUACAACACGAUGCACUAUUUCCCCAGAUGUCCCGCGAUGUGCCAAAUGAGAAGAAGAAUAGCGGAGAACCUCCCGAGAUUUUACAACGACGGAGGGUGUUUGGCAGCCUGUCUGAAUUCGUGAAUGGUCCUUCGAAAGUGUUGGUGGAUCGAAAUUCCACACAAGACGACAAAAGGUUCUAUCAUGCGUUAGAUACCUUUGAUACCACCAGAUCGGAGCUGCUAGAAGACCAUCCUGGCAUUCGAUUGAACAGCGAAGGGAAAAGACCCUUCAAGACUGGCAGCGAGGAGGCCGCCAGGAAAGUCCUUGCUGAAGACCCGAAGGUAUUUGGCACGUCUUUCAAUGAUGAUUUGGCAGCGCUGAAGGGCGCCAUUUUCUUGUCUGGUUCUUCAGGGCGAAGUAGGCAAGAAAAUAAGAAUACAGACGAGACGCCAAAGUCACGAAAGGACAGUGUGAUCGGCAGCAUGACUGCGAGUCCACGCUCGUCAACCGGCAGGCCCCCGAAACUCGGCCGUCAAAUUAGUCUGGGCAAGCAUGGCUUUGACAUCACAGCACCAAAAGCUGCCACAGCAGAAAUUCAAACUGAACAUGCAAGUGCAGCAAAGCCAACAUCCCUAAAUAAGGGACCCGAUUCCAAAAAUGGUACAGGUUCGGUAACAAAUCACUUCCUGACCCCUACAACUUCACAGGCACUUGAAAGACCAUCCUCCUCACAAAGCGAAAAGUUGAAGAUGAGAGUGGAAACACCUCCAGAGGCCAAAAACUCCACCGACACAUCAGACACCGAGAAGAAUUCAUCUGCUCGGCCUAUGACCAUCAAGAGCGCACUUCAAUCCCUGGACUCGACAAAUCAAUUCAAAAGCCGGUCGGUUCUUGGUUCCGUCUACGAAAUAACCGACAGACAACAUAAUGGAGAUGGUGCACAUCCUCUACAUUCCCUGCGUCAAGAUGAGAAGUUAUAUCAUUCAAAACUCCUUGCGGGGUCUGUUCCUGAACUUCCUGCCACACUAUCCCCAACUACUGCUCUGUCGCCUUGGUUGAGCGUCUUGAAUCCCUCGAACCCAUCAGUAAAUGACACCCUUGGACCCAGCCAAUAUAGACGAUGGCAACACGUAUUUCCACGACCAAUACUUGCGAAUACGAUGAAAUGGAAGUCAUUGUGCUGCCCAGCCUCCGUCCCCUUGACCACCGAAUUCUUUCCUACCAAGCAUCAGCUCGAUACAGAAUACCAACAAAAGCCAUACAAGAUCUUUCAGAAUGUGGAUGAUGAACUGAGUGAAGUUCCAAGAUCUAAAGAGGAGUUCCUACGGGAUCUUAUAAGCCUCCGUCUGUCACAAGGAUUUCAAAUUGUGGUUGGGCCUGCUGUUGCCGAAGCCUUUGGCCAAAAGUCUCUGAAGAUUGCCAAUGUAUUCGACCGAGAUGCCAAAACCGAUGUUGGAUCCAGUGUGUUCAUGUCAAUGGGGAAUACUAUACAUCAGCUGUCUUGUGUCAACGAAACCGAAAUUGAAGUAAAUAUGUUUAUCAGAAAACCUACUGCCCCGACAGUUACCAGCCCUGGCGCUGUUGUUCCGGCUGUAUACAAUCCUGCCAUCCGCACAACAUUGGCUGGACAAUACGAGUCUCGUCAAAUUAUUCUUGGAAAGCCCAGAGAUGACUACAAUUGGAAUUAUGUGGAUGCUUUUAUUGCUGGAUUUGAUGAAAAGAUGUCGGAAGGCCUUCGCUUCUGGCGUGCACGCUUCGUUUUGAUACCGGUAGAGCGACCAACACAAUCUCAAAGACGCCAGGGGGAAGACAACGAGGAGGAAAUCCGACUUGAAGGAAUCAAGAAGCUUACUCAAAUGUGGCAACGACACAGGGUUGUCACUGCAUCAGAGAAACGGUUUCAGACUCGUGCUUCCCGGAAGACAAAAGAUCUCAAUCCACUCGACAUUGUCUAUAAGACAGAAGAUCCCUCCAUUGUUGUCACAGCAGAGCUUGAAACUUUACCCCUAUUGGAAACCGGCGACGCAGGCCCAAGACGAGGCUUCCUUUUAGAACCAGAACGCUUCCGAAAAGCAAACCUCGAUACUGCUUCCCUUGCGGAAGCCAUUCAGUCCUCAGUGGAAAGAGGAGGGGUUCGAAUGCAGAAUCGACGUUGGCAUUUCCGGCUUCAUUACAACUGUUUCAUCGGGUCAGACAUGACGACUUGGCUUAUUGAGAAUUUCGAAGAUAUUGACACUCGAGAAGAGGCUGUUGAGCUUGGCAACAUGCUAAUGGCCACGGAUGACCCGCAGAAGAACAAGGAGAAGGAGAACGGAAAAGAGAAAGAGAAAGGCAUGGGGAUAUUUGUCCAUGUCGAGAAGCGUCAUCCUUUCAGAGAUGGGCAAUAUUUUUAUCAGGUCACAGGAGAAUUUGCAAAGCAGCGUCCUGAAACUAGGAGCGGAUGGUUCGCUACGAAACGAAGAGAUACUUCAGUUCCAUCUACACCAAUGUCGGAAAGUAUAAUGAAGGAUCCUCCCAGGCCCGAAAGGUCGAGAUCAAGUUCGAAUCAUGACGAGAUCUCCUCCGAUUCUGGCGGUACAGCCACCCCAACAACAACUGGAGGAAAGAGACCAAAGGUUGCUUUGAGCAAGGUCAUGAAAUACGACGUUGACCAUCGCAAACGGUCAUAUCGACCCGAGCGGAUUAACCUCCAUUAUGAUCGCCUGCACAAUCCGGAUAACUGCUAUCACAUAAGGAUUGACUGGAUGAAUGUUACUGCAAAGCUAAUCGAAGAUACUAUAGAAUCUUGGGCGCUGACGGCAGAACGUUAUGGUCUCCGGCUUGUCGAGGCUCCCAUCGGUGAAGCAUGCUCUAUUACCACUGUUCACCCAUUCAGAAGCCCAUACACAAUCGAGUUGGCUUGCCAGCCUCCAGAGCAGCAACCAAGAACAUAUUUCGAUGCGAAUUCGUUCGGGCCUCAGGUUCAGUCCAGUCCAGCAAGUCGACACUACUACCAAAAAGCAAUCAUGAAGAAAUUUAACUUUGUCUUGGACAUCGAAGCAGCGAAGAACUUCCCCAGCAAUGUGGACGUUACAUACUCGUGGGGUCGCCCAGACUUCAAAUACACCCAAUACAUCCACCGCUCCGGCGUGGUCCUUGCCCAAAUCACCGACGAAGGCAACUUCCUCCUCCUCGCCAAUAGACUCUACAACAACCGAACAGCGGUAAUAAGAGACAUCGAUAAGUUCGUCAGGCCCGAUCACAGCGAGCGGAACAACCGCAUACCUUCCGCCAUCUACAACCACGCCCUGUCCGACAAGGCCAGCCCCCUCAACUCCCCCCUCCUUCGUCCAACAACAACCAUCUACGCAACCACUAACCAGCUCUCCAACUCCCCCAUCCUACGAGCCACGUCAGACGUUCUAGGGUCCGGCCUACCUGGAUCCAAAAUCGCCAACGCCAUCACACCCGAAUCAAUCAAGAACGAGCUCGAAGCCUUCUGCAGGAACGAGUCCUCGCUGGAAGCCUUCUACAAAGAAGUGUUCGAGAAAGCGACACCGCCCAGCGCGACGCCCCCGAAUUGGAGGAGUGCCUAUGUGGGCAGCUUGCUGGACUCGAAUAUCCCGACCCUGGGUCUGCCGCCCAACGUGCUGGCGAGGGACACGAGUCCGAGUCCGAUGCGACUGAGUAAUGUUCCAGGGGUUGGGAGUCUGAUGCCUCACCUCGCCAGGAGACAGAGUGUGCAGAUUGGCGGGAGUGCGGGCGUGUCUGGGGGCGGGGAGAGCCCGAGGGGGACUGUUGCGGAUGGUGAGAAGGGGGCAUAGGGUGAUGGGGUGUUCUGGGAUGGCGUUUUGUAGAGUGAGAGCGCGGAAUGGGUAUACCCGGGUGGAAUUUUGUAUUGUAUGUAUAUAUCAUGCGGAACCAGAUCUUUUCAAAGACU